Messenger RNA from Pollicipes pollicipes, 3104 nucleotides. RefSeq names its product transducin beta-like protein 3. Gene Ontology annotation, molecular function: protein binding; U3 snoRNA binding. Gene Ontology annotation, cellular component: 90S preribosome; nucleolus; small-subunit processome. Gene Ontology annotation, biological process: endonucleolytic cleavage in 5'-ETS of tricistronic rRNA transcript (SSU-rRNA, 5.8S rRNA, LSU-rRNA); endonucleolytic cleavage to generate mature 5'-end of SSU-rRNA from (SSU-rRNA, 5.8S rRNA, LSU-rRNA). The transcript has a single exon. The record is from RefSeq and is a predicted model, not a curated record. Lineage: Eukaryota; Metazoa; Arthropoda; Thecostraca; Pollicipedomorpha; Pollicipedidae. The coding region runs from base 202 to 2877 and encodes 891 amino acids.
GAGUGGUGUCGCGGAUGCUUGGUGUGCUUUGGUUGCCUAGAAGAGAACAGUGCUCAAGCAUCCCGCGUCAGGGAGCAUUGCGGUCGUUAUUCUUGACUACAUUGGCAUGAAGGGAUAAGUUUGCCUUGUACACCACGGACGCACUUGUUUUUACACGGGCACGCGGUUUCCUGAGUCCACGGUGCUGCACAUACGAUCAGUAUGUCAGAAGCAAGUGCAAUGGACAAAAAAUCACACGUGGCCCUCCGUCUCCGCCUUGCGUCCAGGCAUGAUGCCUUUUUGACUGAGCCACACAUCCAGGUUACAAAGAACGGUGAGAACAUACUAUGUCAGGCAGGGGACAAAGUGAAUGUCAUGAGCUGUGCAACAGGACAAGUUCUUCAUGCUCUAGAAGCCAAAGAUGACCCAAUAUACACCAUGGAACUCAGUCCCAGUGAAGAUGUUUUGGUCACGAGCCACACCUCUGGGCUGCUGCGUCUCUGGGAUUGGAAGAAGAAUGAGGUCCAGCGUGUAUGGAAGUCACUGCAUUCUGGACCCAUCCCUGUUUUGUGCUUUGAUGAGACCACCACCCUAGUUGCUAGUGGAGGAGUGGAUGGAACCAUCAAGGUGUGGGAUACAGUCCGCCAGUACUGCACCCAUAACUUGAAAGGAUCUGUGGGUGUGAUCAGUGCAAUUGAGUUCCAUCAAAGCAAUAAUGAGAUAUUCAUAUAUGCUUCUGGGGAUGAUUCUGUGGUACGCUGCUGGAACCUGUCAUCAUCCGACAUUGUGCAAGAGCUGCGUGGUCAUUUCAGCAAGGUAACCAGCAUCAGUAUCAACAAGUCCCAGCAUCAGCUGUUGACCUGCAGCCGUGACAAGGUGUUGAUGCUUUGGGACCUACGGGAUGGAACACUGGUUCGAACAGUGCCAACCUAUGAGGUGAUGGAGAGUGCUGUCCUUGUCCCACCAGGUGUGUCUGUGGCGGGCAUCAAGGGUGGCAGCGCUGCUCUUGCCAUCACUGGUGGAGAACGUGGGGUUCUGAGAAUCUGGAACUUGGCUACGUCUGAAUGUGUUUACAUGCAGGAGGAAGCCUCCGGCUCACACUCAUCAGUCAUCUGUCAGUUGCGCCAGAGUGAGAUGAGCAAGACCUUGACAGUACUGAAUCAUGAGCAUAAUAUCCUCAUGUAUGACCUGGUAUCAAUGGAGUUGAAGCGACAGUAUGUUGGAUUUAGUGAUGAGAUCUUGGAUGUAGUAUUUUGUGGUGAUGGAGAAACACACAUAGCUGUUGCCACAAACAGUUCAAUCAUCAAGAUAUAUGACGUGUCUACGUUUGACUGCCAGCUUGUCAAAGGUCACGCAGACACUGUCCUUUCUCUCUCUGUGUCUGCCAGCAACAAGAACCUGUUUGCGUCGAGCUCCAAAGACAACACGAUACGUCUGUGGUACCUGGACACCUUCCAGAAAGCAUUGUGCCUGGCCGUCGGGCCGGGACACACGGCGUCUGUGACGUCAGUCUGCUGGAGUCAGCUGACCACCGGCUUCGUCGUGUCGGGCGCGGAAGACAAGUGCGUCAAGAUGUGGGAUGUUCCGGCGUCGGUUCUCGGCUGGCUGAAGAAGCCGGCGCCGGCGCCGAAGCCGGCGACUCUGCACUGCCGGCGCACUGAGAUCGCGCACGACAAGGACGUCAACUCUGUGGCGGUGUCGCCCAACGACCGGCUGGUGGCCACGGCCAGCCAGGACAAGACAGCGCGCCUGUACAGCGCCGACGGGCUGGCGCUGGCCGGCGUGCUUCGCGGCCACCGUCGCGGUGUCUGGUCGGUGGCCUUUUCGCCCGUGGACCAGAUCGUGGCGACGGCCUCGGCCGACGGCACUGUCCGGCUCUGGUCCAUCGCCGACUUCAGCUGCGUCAAGACGUUCGAGGGCCACGACUCGUCAGUGCUGCGCGUGGCGUUCCUGUGCCGCGGUAUGCAGCUGCUCACCUGCUCGGCCGAUGGUCUGCUCAAACUGUGGAGCGUCAAGGCCAACGAGUGCGUGCAGACGUGCAGCGAGCACGAGGCUAAGGUGUGGGCGCUGGCGGUGCGUGGUGAUGAGCGCUGCCUCGUCUCAGGCGGCGCCGACUCCUCGCUCCUUGUCUGGCGCGACGUCUCCGAGGAGGAGGCCAAGGUGGACGCCGAGGCGGCCGCGCUGCGCGCCACUCAGGAGCAGGCGCUCAGCAACCUCGUGCAGCAGCGUCAGUGGCUGCGCGCCCUCAAGCUGGCCAUCAAGCUGAAGCGGCCGUUCCGCUGUCUGCAGAUCCUGAAGGAGCUGCGGCGCGAGAGUGGUUCAGCCGACCAUCUGACCGGCAUCCUGAAGCAGCUGCGGGACGACCAGUUGGACGAUCUGCUUCACUUCGUGGUGGAGUGGAACACCAACAGCAAGCACUGCCACGAGGCGCAGCUGGUAGUGAACUUGCUGCUGCGUCUGUUGCCCCCCGAGGCAUGGCGCCGGCUCCCCAGCUUCCGCUCCCUGCUGGAGGGCCUGCUGCCCUACACCGAGCGCCACCUGGAGCGCAUCAGUCGGCUUCAACAGAGCAUCACCUUCCUCGACUACACAGCCGCCUGCAUGAAGGUGACGUCGCGCUCGAGCGGCAGCGCUCCGCCGACCGACUACCCCGACGAGGACCUGUUCAUGGAUGCCGUCAAGAGUUCGACGGUGGCGACCAAGGACGAAGGUGAGACUUCAGUGAAAGCAGAAGCUGACACGAUGGAGGAGGGUGUCUUGGAAGUCGAAAAGAAAUCGGAGUCAUCGGAAGACAGCGGAUUGGAGACUGAGGAACCUGUCAAGGUGCGGCGUUCUGCUAAAUCCAAGAAACGACCCCUGAAGAAGGGUAAUAAAAAAGUCAGCAAGAAAAGGAAAGCGUGACAGUGAUGACUGGUGGGAAUUGGGGUGGAGUAGGUUUAGGGUACAGUACGGAAAGCGUGGACAAAAAAACUCGGCGUAUUUCUGUUGUCGCUGUUGGGGAAAGUGGCAUUCCUCCACCAUUCUGCGUGGAACCCGGAGUUUGUAUUGGCCUUCAAGUGCACUUCUCUGGCAUCCUAUGCGUGUAUUCGAUGGCGAACGGAAGUAAAAUAUAACCCGUGCUUUGCAGA